AUGGCCAAAGUGCGGACCUUUCGCCUUCCGCACUACGAUGCGUACCCGAUCCAGGUGGCCAUGUUCAAGGAUGUGAAAAAUGCCGCCUUCCUGCGGAGCCAGCUACUAGCAGCGAAUCCGGAAUUCGACUACGCUUUUCUAGAUGCUACAAUGAUCCUCACGCCCCAACACCUCCUCCUCGCAACCUUCCAAGCCCUCCACAACAGCCGGACAUCGCGCCUAAAAGCCCGCACCGCCCACUCCGAACUAGUCUUCCGCUUGCACCCCAACAACAACAUCGGCGAGUCAUAUCGCACAUUCGGCAUAUCCGAUUCCACAACCCGGCUCCUCGCAGUGAAGCUCAGCCUUACGCCAGACGUCACUUCUGAAAGUGUGAGUAGGCAUCUGGGCGAGGUGGUGGAAGGCGAGAGCGUGGAGAUAGGAGAAGCGGGAGAGGAGUUGGGUGGCUGGGCCGACGAGGGCAAGAUACGGAAGGUGUAUAAGUUGAAUGGGAAUGGGAACGGAAAGACGGGCGUGGUAAAGAAUGGGCAGGCAAGGGAUGAGAGGAAGGAGAUGGAAAGUGUGAUACUGGGCAUGAUGACUGUGAAGGGAUCAUGA
Trematosphaeria pertusa is the source of this 597-nucleotide messenger RNA. Its product is annotated as CGI-121-domain-containing protein. Gene Ontology annotation, biological process: telomere maintenance via recombination; tRNA threonylcarbamoyladenosine modification. The record is from RefSeq and is a predicted model, not a curated record. Gene Ontology annotation, cellular component: cytosol; EKC/KEOPS complex; nucleus. The transcript has 3 exons. The coding region runs from base 1 to 597 and encodes 198 amino acids. NCBI's taxonomy places the organism in Eukaryota, Fungi, Ascomycota, Dothideomycetes, Pleosporales, Trematosphaeriaceae.